This is a messenger RNA of Dermochelys coriacea (leatherback sea turtle), 4099 nucleotides long. It is a transcript of the gene WDR93, whose product is annotated as WD repeat domain 93. The transcript has 17 exons. Bases 226 to 2259 code for a protein of 677 amino acids. Gene Ontology annotation, molecular function: protein binding. Gene Ontology annotation, biological process: electron transport chain. Lineage: Eukaryota; Metazoa; Chordata; Testudines; Dermochelyidae. The record is from RefSeq and is a predicted model, not a curated record.
GCCGCCGCCCGGGACACACAGACAGGCUCCGCCCCGUGGAGCUGGGCCCGGAACCCUCCGCCUUGGGGCCUGGUCUCCACCCGGACCUAGCGCCGCAGUUACCAUAGCAACCCAGCACCGGUGGAUGAGAGGAUCUAUUUACUGUAGGAUUUCCUGGAUCUCUCCAUCUACUGUGAUUACUGUGUAGGGCACCUGUGUUGUCAUCACACCAGGGAAGACAGAAAGAUGCCAGUAUAUAUCCGGAAACAUCCCCUGGAGAUCCCUCCACCUUCUGAAAAUGACUGGAUUAAGAAGGAUGAGGAAGAAAAUUUCUUCCUGCAUGAUCCCGAUCAAAUCUUUGAUUCACUGCCUCAGCCUUUCCGGAUGAUCAAUAAAUUGGUGACCCUAGUAUUCGAGCAGGCAUGGGAAAUCAUUGAGAAAAAGGAGGCACUUGGAGAGGCACAGACACUGAAGGUCCAGCCCACGUUGUACCUGCCCACAGCUGAAUUCCAGGUGAUGGGAAGAGCCAACUGCCUUGCAGCCUCUGGACAGCAUGUCUUUGUUGGGCUCUCCACAGGGCUUGCAGUUUUCAACAUGCCCAGCUGUAAGUGGGUCUGUGCUUGGGAGUCAGCCAAACUAGAGAUUUGCGCCAUCCGUACCUCCAACCUUGGCAAUGAGACCCACCUUCUCGUUACUGUGGAUGAGAUGGGACUUGCCCAUCUCUUUUAUUUUUACAAAGACAGCCUGCUGUUCAUUAAAGUCCUAAACGAAGUGGAAGAGAUCAGCAAGAGAAACACCUGUGUGGAGGUGGAGCUCUCCCAGAGGGGCGAUUAUGCAGGCAUCCUGCUGCAAGGCAGCACAGAGGCUUGGCUGGAGAUCUACCGAUUGCCUAAGGAUUCCUGGCUGAAGGAGACAGACCAUGCCCAGGCAGCUGCAGUAGCGUCAUCUUUCAGAGAGAGGAGGUUCAGCCAGGCGUCGACGAAAAGUCUGGAACUGCCGGGAGAGGGCUCUGCAGAAAUGGAAUCACCUAUGUCUGCAAACAGAGUUGAAACUAAGCUUAGUCCCCCAGUGCUGCUGCUGAAGGUCAGGUCGCCCAAACCUCUGACAGGAAGCACUUUUAAAAGCCCUUUGGAGGCCUUGAUGAAGAUUGAUGAUGGCAGUGUGAUAGGCUUGGGACAGAAUCACGUGAUCAAAGACUACCAAUGGGAACAGCAGGACGCAAUCUUUCGCAGCACCUUCCAAAAGCAUCUGGAGAGAGAAAGUGAGCCUGACAGGAAGGAGGAGAAAACCAGACAUGCUAUGUUUCAUUUUCUCCUGCCCGGCCGGAUACUGCAGAUCGGACCUGAAAUCAAAGAACAGCCAGACGUGCCCACUGGCAUCACUGUGCAUUGGAAUGGAAGCCACAAUCUCUGCCUGUAUUUACUCACCCGGCCAUCAAAGGAGAAAAUGGAUGCUGAGCUAAAACCUGACACUGUCUGGCCAUGUGCUGCUCCAAUCACCUGCUCAGCUGUCACCUCCUGCUCCUCUUACAUGGCUCUGGCAUGUGAAGAUGGGACAAUAACAGUGUGGGACAGAAGUCUAGGGUUUCCACUAGCUGUGACUGCCCUUCCAGAGGGAUGUCUCAGCCGCACCAUCCACUUCCUGCAGACAACUACAGCUCCAAGGGACCAGCUGCCUAGGCCCAAAGUGCAGCUUCUGGUGCUGUGCACGGAUGGGUCUCUCCACCUGGUUACAAUAUCAGGGCCCAGAGAGUCCAGGACCGUGCUCCUGGCAGACAGGUCCGAGGACCCAGAUCAGACCAUCAGUGCAGUAGCACCGAUUCCAGCCUUACCUGGUGCAGUGCUGGUGUUCUCCUGGGAUGGCACAGUGUGCCUCACGGACACUGCCACGCCACGGCCUGUUUGCCACUUCAUCACCCCACCCUCUCACACAGUAGCAUCGCCCUGGCAACCGGUGUUUACCGUGGAUACCACUAACCACUGCCUGUUCCUCCGAGGGGAUGAGCAGCAGCAGCAGGCUGGUCCCCCGACACAGACCAAAGACAAGCAAAGCUCCAUCUUCCUUUUUAAUUUUGAUUCCUACCUGUCCAUGGAAGUUUUCCCAGCAGUACCGGAGCCUCCUCCUGAGUCCUUGCAGCACCUGCCAUGGGUCAAGAGAUGUGACAUUUUCCUCCGUGACAGGCUGCAGCGCCUGUCAGGACUCAACCAGCAGGUACCCAAGUGCUGGAGCCAGCUGCGGAAGCAUGCAGCCGCCCUGCAGAGGGAGAGCCGGAAGAAGUGAUGGGGGCAGGAGGAGCUAUAGUUAAGAUCAACUUCACAGCCCUGGGUUGGCAGUAGGCCCACAAGUCUGGCCUAGCAUUGGCAUUUUAACAGCAAACUAUUUAUUUUAACUGACUAAUCUCCACCUCAAGGCAGCUCAGCCCACUGACUGACUUUCCCACCUCUUACCCAAGCCCACUGAUCAGCCCAUGGCAGCAGGGAGCAGAGCCUCCUCCCCUCAUUCAUCAAGGGUACUUGCACCAUGUUGGGGGCAUUCUGAUAGCAGUGUCUGCUCAUCACAGGGAGGGCCCCAGCAGCCCAAGCAGUUGAGCUAAAGAAGGUGCAGUGCAGCUUUGAGUCCCACAUGGACGUGGAAAGUCCAAGCCUAAGCAGCAGCUUCAUGCAUGCAGUUAGAUCCGUAUCCCUCCCUUUCAGUAAAGGCCUUCACACUGUGUCUGUCUGUCUGUGGUGCUUCAGAGGCUUGGCACUGAAGUGGGAUUGCUCUUCUAUCCCAUUAGCUUUGGAACUCCCCACAGGCUCAUCCCCUUGCAUUUUAACCAGCCUGGUGCCUGGGGAUGAGAGAGAAUAGGACAGCGAAUGCAGAUGGACAAAGGCACCAUUGUCCCACAUGGUAUUGGUGGCCUUUAGCAGCAACAGGGAAUCCAGAUGUUCCCCUGAAUCACAAGCUUUAUUGACCAAAGAUGGGCCAACACAGUGUUAGAGGCCUAUGCUGGCACUGGCCAUGCCUCUAGAUGCUUCUUCCAGCCAGUAUCACUUCUCUACCCAAACCCCAUGUGAGGAAAGUGUUACUCUCCAUCUGGAUCUUCAGUCAGCCCAACGAGAUCUACCCAUUUAUCUAGGUCCUUGGCAUUGUGGUAUCUGGACCCCUGCCAUGGGGAAGGGAUGAGGAAGAACAGAAGAGAGGGGGAAGGUUUGAGAGAGAUGGGAGGGAGGAGCAGAACAGUGCUGGGAGUUGGUUUGAUUUGUAGUCUCGCCUCCUUGCAGCCACACUAAUCCUGCCAUCUAAGUUGAGAACUAUAUAGAGCAAAGUCAUUAUUCCCGGACUCUGUCACUUGUCAUGUCAGGGAAAGGCGGUGCCUGCAGCCCACAGCUCUGUGACACUCCUGCGUCUGAGAGGGUAUAGGAGUAAGACACUGGACUUCAGUCCCAUGUGAUAAUGGAGAAAUACUGACCACCUUUGGCCAGGAAAUUCAGACUCUGUUCCCAGCAGUCCAUGGAGGUGCUGGUUAUUGGUAGGACAUACGGGGUUGGGAACUGCCCUCAAAAGCUACCUCCGCUGUUACUUUCUCAGGAUUGUAACUUCUACAUUAGGCUUUGCUAGAUACUCAGAGCCAGGCAAACCUGACGGUGCUUAGGAUUUGUUCCUGUUUGAUCCCCAAUUCUGCCUGGACCCAGCAGCUGUUCCUUGAGGAAUCAAUAAGAAGACUGAGUCAUUCUGGACUGUAAAGGCUAAAGGAUUCCUGGAGGCUGCAUGGGUCAGGGAGAGCUAAAACCACAUCCACCCACCCUGUGGGUUGCUUAGAAGCAGAUGUUAAGAAGAGCAGCAUCAGGCUCAGUGUUUGUUAGAUGACUCCACUGAGCAGCAGAGGGAGCUCAGAGAAUGUGGUUUUUGUUUGAGCUGAUCUAUAGCCCAGGUCUGCAUUCCUUGUGUACCUGCAACUCCAACUGACUUCAGCAGGCUUUGAAUCAAUCAGUCCUUAGUGCUGGGGGUAAGUUUGCCAAAAGGCUGAGGCCCAGCCUACGUAAGCUGGAGGCACAAUGCCAUCACUGGGGCACAACGAACAAGCACAAACUGCAGCUGCAAAAGAGAGCUUGCCCCUUGGGAAAGUCAGCCCUUAAUA